AUGGUGUGCAUGAACUGCGCGACGGUAGGCGUCACCGCCAGCGUGAACUGCUGGCCCAGCGACUCCACGCCGGCCGCGGAGUCCUGGAGUGCAGGAAAUGGCACGUGUAGCAGCGUGGGAUCGACGACGAGAACCAAACAUUCCGCCUCAUCAUUGGAACACUGCGCCAACCGCAGCGAGAUCUGGACAGGCAUCCAGAGGUCCGCGUACAGGUCUUGCAGGGAUUGCAAGAGCUCGAUGUUCUUCGCCGUCUCCUCGGCGUUCACAUCCAGCACAAUCUGCGACGCCUCCACUGAAUUCGCGUGGCUCCUACGUGCAAUGGAACUCAACGACGACGCAAUGAUAGACACGCGGCGACCCGUGUGCGACGGCUGCGGUGUCUCGGCCUCAGACAAUAUUGGCUGA
Molecule: messenger RNA, 405 nt
Organism: Trypanosoma grayi
Lineage: Eukaryota; Euglenozoa; Kinetoplastea; Trypanosomatida; Trypanosomatidae
Exons: 1
Coding region: 1-405 (134 amino acids)
Source: RefSeq, a predicted model, not a curated record